AUGGAGUCGUCGAAUGGAAACACUCCCCUUCCAGAGGACAUGAACAAGUCUCCGGAGGGCUUGGUGCUUCCUCCUAAAGAUAUUCGAGCCAUUGUCGAAAAGACCGCGGGCUAUGUCGCUCGUAACGGAUCCGUCUUUGAAGAUCGUGUCCGUGAAAAGGAAAAGAACAACCCCAAAUUCUCCUUCCUAAACGCCGGCGACGCCUACGAGCCUUUCUACCAGUGGCGCCUCACCGAGAUCAAGGAGGGCCGUGGAACCGCAGUCUCAGCCGGACGACCUGGUGAAGCUGUUGCAGCUACCGAGCCCGAGAAGCCCAAGGGGCCUCCAGAGCCCCCCGCGUUCCAUUUCUCCGCGCGCAUGCCUAUCAUCAAUGCGCAGGAUCUGGAAGUGGUCAAGCUCACAGCGCUAUAUGUCGCCAAACGAGGAAAGUCUUUCAUGACUGCAUUAUCGCAACGCGAGGCUCGGAAUUUCCAAUUUGACUUCCUCCGCCCUCAGCACUCUCUGUACCAAUUUUUCACACGCCUAGUCGAUCAAUACACCAUCUUGUUGCGACCCGAGGGGAUUGACGAAGCUACCACCCAGCAAAAGCGGAUCGCCGAGCUUGAACACACCGUGAAGAACAAAUAUCAUAUUUUGGAACGCGCCAAUCAACGGGCAGAAUGGGUCAAAUACCAGGAGCAGCAGAAGCAAGAGAAAGAGGAACUGGAAGAACAGGAACGCAUCGAGUAUGCUCAGAUCGAUUGGCACGACUUUGUAGUGGUCGAGACGGUCUUGUUCACGGAAAGCGACGACCAAGCAGACCUGCCACCGCCGACUUCUCUCAACGACUUGCAAUCCGCCUCCUUGGAGCAAAAAGCCGCCAUGUCCCUUAACCCGCUGCGCAUCGAAGAGGCCAUGCCCACCGACCUCGACAACCCGACCUAUUAUAAUGCCUACCCAGCCCAACCCGAACCUUCCUUUCCCGUCCCACCACCUUCUGUCUCUCCAUACCCGGCUCAAGCAGCAGCCCCAUAUCCGCCACCCGCUGUGGACUAUGGCAGGCAAUACCCCGCACAACCAGAGGUACCGCAAGCCCGCACAGAGUCGCCCGUGCCUGUACCAGGUCAACCUCCCAUGCGCAUUCGCUCGGACUACGUGCCUCGUGCCCAGGCCCGGCGCCAACAAGCCGCAGGAGCUACCGCACUUUGCCCGAACUGCCACACGCAGAUUCCCGUCGCCGAAUUGGAGCACCACAUGCGUGUCGAGCUGCUUGAUCCUCGAUGGAAGGAGCAGCGUGCGAAGGCCGACUCCCGCAGCGCCACGACCAAUUUGUCCACUGUCGACGUCGUCAACAACCUCAAGCGACUUGCCAGCCAGCGCAGCGAUGUCUUUGAUGCCUCGCUCGCGCCAGAUCCUGAAGAGGAAGCGCGCCGCAAGCGUAUGGCUAUGGGCGCUGGUCCUGAUGGUAGCCUUCCUCCUGGAGUGUCUGCGCCACCGGGUCCGGCUAUUGGACCAGGAGGUGUUCCCAGACCCCAGAAUACGAAUAUUGAGGAUCAGAUUCGGCAUUUCCAUCAGCUUGCCAAGCAAUAA
This is a messenger RNA of Penicillium subrubescens, 1569 nucleotides long. Its product is annotated as SURP domain-containing protein. The transcript has 3 exons. The record is from RefSeq and is a predicted model, not a curated record. The coding region runs from base 1 to 1569 and encodes 522 amino acids. Gene Ontology annotation, biological process: regulation of alternative mRNA splicing, via spliceosome; mRNA cis splicing, via spliceosome. Lineage: Eukaryota; Fungi; Ascomycota; Eurotiomycetes; Eurotiales; Aspergillaceae. Gene Ontology annotation, cellular component: U2 snRNP; catalytic step 2 spliceosome; U2-type prespliceosome. Gene Ontology annotation, molecular function: RNA binding.